AUGCUUCCCGUAUCGAAAAGUGUUCCUCCAACUGAGAAGUUCCUCCUCCGCCAGAUUUUUGGGUUCAGUUUCUUUCUUCAAUCCAAUAUCUUUUCGGACUCACAAAAGCAAGCCACAAAAGACGCCGGAGAAGUGGCGGGGCUAAACGUCCUUGGUAUCCUGAAUGAACCGACGGCGGCAGCUAUCGCGUACAGUCUUUCCUACACGGACGAACUCAAAAGGAACGUCGUCAUCUAUGAUUUGGGUGGUGGCACUUUUGACGUUUCGAUUCUCGCCAUACAAAAAGGAGAAAUCGAAGUGAAGGCUGUUGGAGGAAACAACCAUUUGGGAGGACAAGAUUUCGACAACGCCAUGUUGGAUCACUGCCUCAAGGAAUUUCAACUGAAACACGGAAUUGAUCUCCGGACCGGGGAUCGCGACACAAUUAUCCAAGGAAGACUUCGAAGAAUUCGGCAUAUCUGCGAAAAAGAAAAGAUUGGCCUUUCCGAAACUUCUUCGGUUACCGUAAUUGCGGAAGCUGUCACCCCUGAUAAAAAUUUGAGCGUUGCCAUCACCCAGGAUCAAUUUAACGAAAUGAAUAAUGCCAGCUUCCUCGUAACGAUCGAUGUGGUGAAGAAGGCUCUUGCCGAAGCCCACCUAACUCCGGACGACAUUGAUGACGUGGUCCUUGUCGGGGGGUCCAUUCGAAUCCCCAAAGUCCAACAAAUGCUUCAAGAUUGUUUUCCCGGGAAGACUCUGAAUAUGAAACUAAAUCCGGAUGAGGUUGUCGCAAGGGGGCAGCAAUUUAUGCCGCGAUGCAAAGCGGCUCACAAGCCCGGCUCCUGGGACAUAUUUCACUUUCUGAUGUUGCCCCACUUUCACUUGGAAUUGAAACUUCCCGCCACCAAGACCAAGCAGUAUACCACGAGCACUAAUAAUCAAACAGAGGUCACAAUCAAAGUGUUCGAAGGCGAGGAUAAAGUGGCGACAGAGAAUAAUUUACUAGGAACUUUUAGCCUGACCGGGAUUCCACCUGGGCCGGUGGGACGGGAAAAAAUUGACGUUACCAUAGACGUCAAUAAAGAGGGAAUUUUGAAUGUGACGGCAAAAAUCAUUUCCACCGGUGGAAAUAAGGAGGUGAGGAUAGAUUCUCAGCGAACUAAUCUUACCCGAGAGGAGAUUGCUAGGCUAGCUUAG
Molecule: messenger RNA, 1176 nt
Organism: Folsomia candida
Lineage: Eukaryota; Metazoa; Arthropoda; Collembola; Entomobryomorpha; Isotomidae
Product: heat shock 70 kDa protein homolog
Exons: 3
Coding region: 1-1176 (391 amino acids)
Biological process (GO): cellular response to unfolded protein; protein refolding
Cellular component (GO): cytoplasm
Molecular function (GO): misfolded protein binding; heat shock protein binding; ATP hydrolysis activity
Source: RefSeq, a predicted model, not a curated record